UCAUAAUUUCUGAUUUUUUGUUUUAAUAGAAACCAUAAGUCUUGACAAAAAAUUGGGUUGUGAUCAUGAUUACCCAUGUGAAUAGGCUCUGCUUGAUACAAGCAUAAUCUCUAAUAAAGUUGAGUGCAUCAUCAGUUAAAUCCGGCUAUAUUUAACAGUAAUUCUUAAUAGUGAUGCUACAUUAAUAUUGAAAAAGAAAUCCAUUAUCAUGCAUAACCUAAAGUUGAAAAGCAUUGAAGCUCGGCAGCAUCCAAUACAGUUGAACUCUGCAAUUUGCUACAACUCAUUAGCAGAGGAGUUCUUUAUUGCUGAUGUACAUGGACUUUCCACUUUGUGUCGUGAUGAGAGUAUGAAAGAUACAACAGUAUUACUGGUGACUUGGAAGGAUUUUGAUAUCUCUACUGCCUGCAUUAUCUCAUGUGACUUCAUCAAUGCAAGUGUAUGCAUCACAACUCAAGAGGGAGAUGUUCUUGUUUAUUCUCGAGAUACCCGAGAGAUUGAGGUGGCCGGCAGCGUGGGUGAUGGCAUCCGAGCAUGUUGCUGGAGCCCCGACGAGGAACUUCUUGUGAUAGUUACUGGCUCGAAAACUGUUACAAUUCUUAACUCAGAAUUUCUUCCUGUAGGAGAGUUUACUCUCGACCAAGAAAGCUUCGGCAAAGAAGCUUUGGUUAAUGUUGGCUGGGGCAAAAAGGAGACCCAGUUCCAUGGAACAGCUGGCAAAGAAGCAGCCAAAGUUGCUGUAAACACUAGCGUCAGUCGCGGUCUUGCUGUAUACGAUGACGGGAGACCACGCGUAAGCUGGAGAGGUGAUGGUAAAAUGUUUGUUAUUAGCUACGUUGACGAAAGGAUAAACUCCAGACGACUCCGUAUUGCCGACAGGGGUGGAGAAUUGCUUAGCACCAGCGAGGACACACCUGUUCUUGAAGCUUCUCUCGACUGGAAGCCAAAUGGCAGCCUCAUCACCUCGUCGCAGCGGCUGGCCAACAAGUAUAACGUGAUAUUUUUCGAAAAGAAUGGACUGCGACAUGGAGAAUUUUCUUUGUUGGAGCGCGACGGUUACUACGUACGAGAGGUGUCUUGGAACAGUGACUCCUCAGUCUUGAUGGUAUGGCUGUCCCAGACCGCUUCCACUUGUGAUCUAAAUUCGUCCUGUAGUACAAAUGACUACAUCCAGCUAUGGACUGUCAACAAUUAUUGUUGGUACUUGAAAGAUGAAAUAAAACUUGAAGGAAUUCUUAAUGUUUUUUGGCAUUGUGAAGAUUCUUUGAAGCUUGCUAUUGUUAGGCAGUCCGGGCUGCUUCUCUUUCAAUAUUCACUUGCAGUUGAUCGUUCAACUUCAGAGAGCGCCGCCAAUGAAGCUGUGGUGUCAGUUGUCAGCGGCAGCAGGCUUUUGAUGACUCAUUUCAAACAGUCGAAAAUCCCGCCCCCCUCGUGUGCUUAUGAAGUACAGUUCCAGGACCAAGUUGAAGCAAUUGCAUUCGCUCCCAAACUACGGUCAACACAUGAUGAAAAAACUGCUGAGGCAUUCGUGUGUGUUUUGCACGGUAAAAAGUUGUCAUUCCUUGCAUCCACCGAAGCGACUGAAAAUUUAGAUUCUUUCAACACUAAAGUCGACUUCAGGCUUGGUCGAUCACCUCUUUUCAAAGUUAAAUUUCCUCUGUCUAAAGUGAUAUAUGAAGCAAAUCUCCAAUCAGAAUUGAAAGAUUCCAGAAUUUACAAUGUUCUAUGGACAUCAAACAACAGGAUUGUUGGAGUUAAGUACAAUUUUAAGACUGAUAUACAAUCCAUACUUUCUGUAAACUUUGUUGGAAAUCAAGCAGAAAUAAAGGAGGAGCCUUGCCCAUUUGGACAAGUGGUUGCGUUGACAAGUUUAGGAGAUGAGACCUUCUUCUUGAGCUCAAGCGGAGUCGUCUAUAAGUUCGACUUCGAGGGGUGUGGUUGUCGAGAAGUUCAAACACAUGAUGGGACCAAUAUUGUUUUCCCAUCUCGGUGCCUUCAGUUGACAGCAUGCAUUGUCGACGACAAAAUUAUCUUUCUCGGCUGGAAUGAGAGGGGUCGUCUUUUUCUAAAUAAUCAACAACUUUACGGCAAUUGUUCAUCAUUUCUUGUGCACGACGAUCAUCUUUUACUCACCACUCUUAAUCAUAAACUCCUCAUGCUGCCUUUGAAGAUGGAGGUUUUCAAUGCUGUUUUAAAUAGUUGUGAACAAAGCACUGCGAUUGCAGGCGAGCGAAAUGUUGAGCGUGGAUCUAAGUUGAUCACCGCUGUCCCAGGAGACUGCGAAGUUGUGUUACAAAUGCCGCGUGGUAACAUCGAGAUCAUUUAUCCACGACCUCUGCUUGUUCACCUAUUAAGACGGCUUCUGGAUGACCGCGAGUACCAUCGUUGUGUCGAAAUCAUGCGUAAACAUAGGAUCGAUAUGAAUCUCAUCUACGACCACGAUCCUUGUGCCUUUCUCGCCAACUGUAACGAAUUUGUUGAGUCAGUUGAUAACGCUGGAUGGAUUGAUCUAUUCCUCGCCGGACUCAAGAACACUGACUCCACUCGAUCUCUAUACGCCUUCAAUUACAAGGAUGCUGCGCCUAAGCUUACUCCCACAGAUCCUAAUGCUUCUGAUUCCAAAGUUGACACAAUUUGCAAGGCAGUACGAGAAGCUAUGAUCGCGGUCAAUGAGAACAAAUUUCUACUCCCAAUACUGACGUCAUACGUGAAGAUGGAUGCAGGUCAGAUGGAUGAAGCUCUGCGAAGGCUGCAACGAAUGCGCCUCGAAAAAAGCGGCGACAUUUCGUGCGAGGAAGGAUUACGUCAUCUCCUGUACAUAGCUGACGCCGAUGCGCUUUGUGACGUCGCUCUUGGUACGUACGAUUUUGAUCUUGUCAUGAUGGUGUUUGAAAAGUCUCAGAAGGACCCUAAGGAGUUCCUGCCUUUUCUUAAUAAUUUAAAGAAGAUGGAAACGAACUACAUGAAGUACAGCAUUAACGUGUACUUGAAGCGAUACAAAGAAGCCUUCCGGAGCUUACGCGAGACGGGAUCCUUGCAUCUUGAAGAAUGCCUUGCUCUUGUGAAAAGAGAGAAAUUAUUCAGUGAAGGCCUGGAGUGUUUGAAGGGCAAUGAUGUCUUGUACGGUGCCGUUACUGAAGCCUAUGCUAACUACAAUGUAGGUCGGGGUCAGUAUCAAGAGGCAGCGCUGCUCUAUGAAAGAUCUCAGGCGUUUGGUGAGGCUCUUGAAGCUUACCUACAGAUUUGCAACUGGCGUAAAGUAUUCAUGAUGGCCAUGAAACUGAAAUAUCAGAAGGAACAAAUGCUCGAACUGUAUUACACUGUAAUUGAAAAAUUAAAGGAACGAAAAAUGUUUCGCGACGCAUCUAUUGUUUAUUUGGAUUAUUUGCAAAACGAAGAGGAUGCCAUUGCUUGCUUAGCGUUAGCAUCACAAUGGGAUGAAGCCGUAGCGUUGUCGCUUAAGUACAACAGAUCUGACCUCGUCGAAACUGUCGUCGUUCCUGAACUCAUGAAGCAAACCAAAAGCAUUGCAGGUGACAUCAGUGCUUUAUCUGUAUCUUUUUCUGAAUCCUGCUCCCGAUUGUCUGUUGUUCGUGAACUGAAAGAAAAGGAGUAUUUGGACUCCUUAGAACAUCAUGACGACACACAAUUAGACGGCGACGUCUAUUGUGACUCCAGUACAGUCACUGGGCAUUCCACCCGCUCUGCUUCUUCUGGGGCCUCUGGCAGAACUUACAGAUCCGCUAAAAACCGCAGGAAACUCGAGAGAAAGAAAUUCAGCACCAAAGAAGGAAGCGCAUAUGAAGACUUGGGUUUGAUUUCCGAAUUGCAUGGGAUGAUCACUCGAGCCGAUGAGCUUGCGGUGCUCGUUAGCAAUACACUGGCUACCCUCUUCAGCUUCGGUGAAGACGAGGAAGCCAUGCAGCUCCAAGAAUCCCUACACAAUUUGUAUCGUUUGAUGGAGAUGAAACAAAGCUCUAUAUGGCCAAGCGAAAUUAUGGAUACCGACGAAGCGAUAUCUGGUCCUCAUUUAACAACAGCUGAGCUUAUGAAGUCGCGCAUGCUGAAUUCUGGGCAUGAUGCAUGCGCUUCUAACGAACGCGUUGUGCGUAGGAUGCGAGAGCUCGAGCCGCACUUGAGGUAUCCUCCUAUCCUCAAGCGGCCUCCCAACUGGGCCUUGGGAUUCCUUCAGAGGAACAAACAACUGGGCAGCAAAGCUACUUUGUGAAGAGAAUAUUCCUGAUCGCGAGCUGUAUCCGACUGUUGACAAAUGGUCACUAAAAAAUUUGAAUAUUGUCACUCAAAAAUUUGUAUUAUAUUUAUUAUAUUUUUAAUUUGGUUUUAUGGUAAGAAAAUACAGCGAAUUUUCUACAAAUUCAGUUCAUUUCUCAUUGGAUGUGUUUUUUUUUUAACCGACAGGAAAUGAUAGUAUGUUGCUAGCCAAGCAUAUAUUGAGGGAAUUUACCACUCUGAAAUAAAUAAAUGUACGUGUUAAUCUAGAUUCUACAAUCAUGUGUGAUUUGAAAGAUAAAAUGCGACACAAUAA
This is a messenger RNA of Hyalella azteca, 4546 nucleotides long. RefSeq names its product putative elongator complex protein 1 (gene Elp1). Gene Ontology annotation, molecular function: tRNA binding; protein binding. The transcript has 3 exons. Lineage: Eukaryota; Metazoa; Arthropoda; Malacostraca; Amphipoda; Hyalellidae. Gene Ontology annotation, biological process: tRNA wobble base 5-methoxycarbonylmethyl-2-thiouridinylation. Gene Ontology annotation, cellular component: elongator holoenzyme complex; cytosol. Bases 209 to 4228 code for a protein of 1339 amino acids. The record is from RefSeq and is a predicted model, not a curated record.